AUGACCUCACAAAUCACCGACCAGCUAGCAGCAACCAAGCUGAACGAUGCCCCAUCGGAAGCCAACUGGAAGGAGGGACUGACAGCCCCUGCGAAAGACGCACGGCCACAGACUGAAGAUGUAACCGCAACCAAGGGCCUUGAGUUUGAAGACUUUUUUAUCAAGCGCGAGCUUAUGAUGGGCAUCUUCGAGGCAGGCUUCGAGAAGCCAUCGCCUAUCCAGGAAGAGACAAUUCCUGUUGCCCUGACCGGACGAGAUAUCCUCGCGCGAGCGAAGAACGGUACCGGAAAAACUGCAGCCUUCGUUAUCCCCACUCUCGAGCGCGUAAACCCAAAGAACCCAAAGACACAGGCGCUCAUUCUUGUGCCUACUCGAGAACUGGCUCUUCAGACUUCUCAAGUCUGCAAGACUCUAGGAAAGCACUUGGGUAUCAACGUCAUGGUUUCCACGGGAGGAACAGGACUCAAGGACGAUAUCAUCCGACUGAGCGAACCAGUCCACAUCAUUGUUGGAACGCCCGGAAGAAUCCUGGAUCUUGCGGGCAAGGGCGUUGCCGACCUUACGGCUUGCCAGAUAUUCGUCAUGGAUGAAGCUGAUAAGCUGUUGUCUCCUGAAUUCACGCCCGUCAUCGAACAGCUUCUUGGCUUUCAUCCCAAGGAUAGACAGGUGAUGCUGUUCAGUGCUACCUUCCCUAUUGUCGUCAAAGACUUCAAGGACAAGCACAUGAACUCGCCAUACGAGAUCAACCUGAUGGAUGAACUGACACUGCGCGGUAUCACGCAAUAUUACGCGUUUGUUGAAGAGAAGCAGAAGGUGCACUGCUUGAACACUCUUUUCAACAAGCUGCAAAUCAACCAAUCGAUCAUCUUCUGCAACUCUACCAACCGUGUCGAGCUACUCGCCAAGAAGAUUACCGAGCUUGGUUAUUCCUGCUUCUACUCGCACGCCCGGAUGCUUCAGCAUAACCGCAACCGCGUGUUCCACGAUUUCCGUAACGGCGUAUGCCGAAACCUUGUCUGCUCAGACUUGUUGACUCGUGGUAUCGAUAUUCAAGCCGUGAAUGUUGUCAUUAACUUCGAUUUCCCGAAGAAUGCUGAAACAUACCUGCAUCGCAUUGGUCGAUCUGGUCGAUUUGGACAUUUGGGUUUGGCCAUCAACCUGAUCAACUGGGAGGACAGAUUCAAUCUGUACAGGAUAGAGCAAGAGCUCGGUACUGAGAUUCAGCCCAUUCCCCAGGUAAUCGAGAAGAACCUCUACGUGUACGAGUCGCCCGACACAAUCCCCCGCCCUAUAUCCAAUUCGCAGCCGCGUCCUCAGGAUCAAGUUCAGCGCCAACCCCAGGAAGGAGAUGGCAGCAUGGCGCGAGCCCAAGGCCGACAAGGCUACCGCGGCGGCCGUGGCGGUGGUGGACAGUAUCAAGGACAGCGCCGUGGCCCUUCGCAGGGACAGAACAUGCCGCCUCAACAGACUCAGCAGAACCAGCAGCGUCAAAAUGGUCACAACCCGCAACGCAACCCUAGGCAACCGCCUGCUGGGCCAGCUUAG
Messenger RNA from Ascochyta rabiei, 1545 nucleotides. Its product is annotated as RNA helicase. The transcript has 2 exons. NCBI's taxonomy places the organism in Eukaryota, Fungi, Ascomycota, Dothideomycetes, Pleosporales, Didymellaceae. Gene Ontology annotation, cellular component: P-body; cytoplasmic stress granule. Gene Ontology annotation, molecular function: ATP binding; mRNA binding; RNA helicase activity. Gene Ontology annotation, biological process: P-body assembly; cytoplasmic stress granule assembly. The coding region runs from base 1 to 1545 and encodes 514 amino acids. The record is from RefSeq and is a predicted model, not a curated record.